UCUCCGCCUUCCAUCUCCAACAGAAUUUGUUUGUCAUCCAACAAGAGUUUUUGUAAAUCACUAGAUUCUCUUUGAAAAAUCGAAAAUAAAAAUAAAAGAAGAGACAAGAUGUAUCAGCCAUCACUAAAAGUGCAGCCCGCAGAGGUGUCCGUACUGAAUGCCACCGGCCGUGUGGGAAUGCCCACGGAGGCCAAUUGCCUGAACCAACUGGCCCAUGUCCACCGGCUGCGCGAUUCGGAGCUAAACUACAAUGAGCACCAGUACAACCUCAACAUGCAGAUGCUGCGCAACCGCGAGGGACUCGGCGUGCCCCUCAAAAUGGGAAUGGAGCGAUUCGCAGCCCGCCAGGUGGGCCGUCUGCCCUUCCUUCCGUCCAGUAACUUCAUGGAUGAUGUUUUGACUGGCCGCUGUGACUCCAUUGGUUUCGAGGACUUUAUGAAUCUACCCGAGUAUAGCGAGCAAAUGCGUCAGCCCCACGCUGUGGUGGAGAAAUCACUUGGCAUUCACCAGUAAAUCCUCAUAAAUAUAGUUGCUUAAAUGCUUGGCAUUCAACCCACACAUUCUAACAGUUAAUAUUCAGCUAAUAAAAUUUAUUUUGGUGCCCUGGCUAAAGGAUAACAAAA
Messenger RNA from Drosophila elegans, 623 nucleotides. RefSeq names its product proteasome maturation protein (gene Pomp). The record is from RefSeq and is a predicted model, not a curated record. Gene Ontology annotation, biological process: proteasome assembly. Gene Ontology annotation, cellular component: cytoplasm; nucleus. The coding region runs from base 109 to 513 and encodes 134 amino acids. The transcript is spliced from 3 exons. Lineage: Eukaryota; Metazoa; Arthropoda; Insecta; Diptera; Drosophilidae.